AUGGCUGAAAGUGUUGUGUUAAAUAUUUUAACCAAGAUUUUCUUUGUUUUAGCUCUUCAAAUAAAAAAAAUACCCAUGCAUAGAAGAAUACUUGGUACCUUGCAUAUACAGCUAAGUGAAAACUGGACCUGGGUCCAGCCCCCUUAUCCGUGGAUCGGAAGUAAAGGGCUCAACAAUUUGGCACUUCAUCUAUGGUCAACACAUUCAACUGCUCUCUCAAUGUGCGACUUCUUUCUCUGGGGCUUUAUAAAAGAUAAAGUUUAUGAGCCCCAAGAUUUGUGA
Molecule: messenger RNA, 282 nt
Organism: Brassicogethes aeneus
Lineage: Eukaryota; Metazoa; Arthropoda; Insecta; Coleoptera; Nitidulidae
Source: the annotation of a GenBank genome assembly